Perca fluviatilis (European perch) is the source of this 2444-nucleotide messenger RNA. It is a transcript of the gene kcnip3b, whose product is annotated as Kv channel interacting protein 3b, calsenilin. Lineage: Eukaryota; Metazoa; Chordata; Actinopteri; Perciformes; Percidae. Bases 706 to 1404 code for a protein of 232 amino acids. The record is from RefSeq and is a predicted model, not a curated record. Gene Ontology annotation, biological process: negative regulation of transcription by RNA polymerase II; regulation of potassium ion transmembrane transport. The transcript has 8 exons. Gene Ontology annotation, cellular component: voltage-gated potassium channel complex; nucleus. Gene Ontology annotation, molecular function: DNA-binding transcription repressor activity, RNA polymerase II-specific; potassium channel regulator activity; RNA polymerase II cis-regulatory region sequence-specific DNA binding.
CUAAUGUUGUUUUGCCGUUUUAGGGCAUGCAAGAUGAGAACACUUUGGUAUUUCAUGUACUGUAUUUCAAUAAGUCGUUUGUGUUUACCUGCACUUUCUCCCACCUAAUGGGAGCAAAAUCAUGUAAAUGGACAUUGAAUUCUUUGUUUUUCCCAAAAGACAUUUUCAUCUAAAACCAAGAUGUGAUUCAUGAGUGUAAACUAUGACGUGAGGACUGAUAAUAGCUGUUUGGAUUAAGAGGGUGCGCAGUAACUUGUGUCUUUGCCAUUCUGAGCUCCUGAGAGUGUGUGCUGGAGGAAAGUCUGGAAAGUGACUCUAAACGUCUCCUUUAAUGCAUCGUAAUAAAUGGCUAGUGACACAACCCCCAUUUUCCCUCAUGAGUCUAGAGAGAGAGGUUUUCCAUAUAUGUCGGCUUCCACAUAUUUUCCACUUCAGCAUCAGUGUUGACAUUAUAGAGCAGCCUUCGUCCAGCCUGCUGGCCUGGUUCUCAUGCUGCCUCCUGUGCCUGGAAACAAACCCAUGCAGUCGCCCAACAACAAGACUUGAUUCCUGUCACUUCUUGGCUCACCUCUGUUGAAAACACUUGUUGUUGACUUGCCCAGCCCAGCGUUACUCGUAUCGGCCCAGGCUUCCUUUCAUCUCUCCCCAGGGCCAGGCCUUCUCGUGCAGGCUUGGCCCUGAGUGGGCUCCCCCUGGCCUGACAUCAUGGGGAUCCAGGGCAUGGAGCUGUUUGCCAUCGGUGUGGUCAUCAUCCUUUUCAUGGCAGUUCUCAAGCAGUUUGGCAUCUUGGAGCCCAUGUCCUCAUUUGAAGAUGAGAGCAGCGACAGUGACUUGGAGCUGUCAACGGUGCGUCACCAACCAGAGGGUCUGGAUCAGCUGCAGGCUCAGACCAAGUUCACCAGGAAGGAACUUCAGUCCCUCUAUCGAGGCUUCAAGAACGAGUGUCCCAGUGGGCUGGUUGAUGAGGAGACAUUCAAGACCAUCUAUUCUCAGUUCUUUCCCCAAGGAGAUGCAACCACCUACGCUCACUUCCUGUUCAACGCAUUUGACAUCGACAGGAACGGUUCAAUCCGCUUUGAGGACUUUGUCAUCGGCCUGUCGGUGUUGCUCAGAGGUUCGGUCACUGAGAAGCUCAACUGGGCCUUCAACCUCUAUGACAUUAAUAAGGACGGCUACAUCACCAAAGAGGAGAUGCUGGCGAUUAUGAAGUCAAUCUACGACAUGAUGGGGAGGUACACCUACCCCUGUGUGAGAGAUGAAGCGCCCUCUGAACACGUGGACAAGUUCUUCCAGAAAAUGGAUAAAAACCGAGAUGGUGUAGUGACCAUUGAAGAGUUCAUUGAGACCUGUCAGAAGGACGAGAACAUCAUGAACUCCAUGCAGCUGUUUGAGAAUGUGAUAUAAGAAAGCCCACCUGCACAACUCACACACAAACAUAGUAACCCCAACCCUAACCCAGGAACUAGACGUUUUUUAUUUCUCGCCACACUCCUUUAGCUGUAUCUUGCAAACUGCUUCUGGAUUAAAAAGGACUGCUACAGACAGAAGAAGAGAAGAGUUUCCUGGAUAAAAAUUCCCCCGUCUGUCCGGUGUGUUUUUUGUGUCCUAAUUGAAGAAACACGAAAAGCUCCUUGUGUUUCUAUCGUCGGACAAAAAUAAUCAACAACAACCAACAAGGAAUGGAGAAGCUUACAAUAUUCCUCUGACCUGAGCACACAAGGAUACAAGCUUUAACACUACACCUCACCUCUCUCACACACACUGUUUCUCUUUCCCACACACACACACACACACACACACACACACACACACACACACACACACACACACACACACACACACAGCUGUUGUUUCCUCAAGAGUUGUUAGAGCACUGGAUGAGGUGAACUAAGAGAAUAAAUAUUGCAAAAGAAAAAGAGAAAUGAACUUAAGCAUGUUUGUCAUCAAAUAUGUGAUGUGGAAUAAGCUUGCACUACACUUUUAUGACUGUAUUAUAUGCGCCUGAAGUAAAGGCACUGUAGAUACCUGCACCUGAUACACCACUGGUGUGUAUGUAUAUAUGUAUAGUUAAUAAUUAUAUAUCCCACCUUGUAUUGGCCUCAUCUGUGCUGCACUGGGUGAAGGAAUAGGACCAGAACUGAAUUUUUGUUUUAGAAAUCUCUGUUUAACAUUAUGUUUAGUAACAGUUCUUCACAGAUUAUUAAAAAAAAUCUCCUUUUUUUGUAUUUUGGAAGAUUAUGCUUUGCUGGUCAGAUUGGAAAAUGGAGUCUGUACAGUACUGUGAAGAAGCAAAAGGACUGUCAAAAGUGUGUUCUUAUGCUGAAUUAUGCUUUAUCUUGGUUCUUCAGUAUCUUCGAGCAUGCUGACUCUAAGUCCCACAGUAUUAUGUACAGUACAGUAAGACCUUUGUGAUGUUGAUUAAUUAAAGAUGCUCUCAGCUGCGA